AUUCCGUGCAAUUCUUGGGAUUGAAGGAAAAGACCAGGCUCCACUCUUAAUGACAGAGCAGAAAAACCAGGCCCCACGCCGGGGACGAAGCCCGUAGGCCAUGGAGGAGAGGGUGUGAGGAUCUCCCACCUCCAGGACUUCGGGUGCUGGGCAGCGCUGUGUCGCUUUCUCGCCCUCCAGGAGAGUAAGGCCUUGCGAGCAUUGCUGAGUAAGGGAGAGCCAAGGAAAGACGCCUGCAUGAAGACUGAGCUGCUGAAAGACAUCACCAACAACAAAGAGGAAGGGUUUAAUGCCAUGGCUGCAGAUGAAAGCGCUACGGAGAAGCAAGUGGGGGAACCAAAAAUGGCAGUAGACGGUGAAACCAACGGUUCCUGUGAGCACAGCGAGGCUGGAGGGCACCCAAACCCAGCCAAAAACACUCAGGACAACACGAAAGUGAGCCAGCAGGACUCUGGGACUAAAUUAAAUAGGAUAGCAGAGAACGGCAUUUCGGAGCGGGACGGAGAGACUGGGAAGCAAAACCACCUGAAAGCAAAUGACUUCACACAGACUUCUGUCACAGGGAGCAAUGGGUAUAUCCUGACCAAGCAGAUGGCACAGGAGCAGCCCCUAAGGACUACCAGCACCUUUGCUUCCCUCACCGGCCAUGCUGCAAAAACCCUGCCUGGAGGAGCGGGCAAGGGCAGGACUGUGGGCCCCUUUUCCCAGCUCCAAGCCACGAUGCCAAGCAAGCUCGGGGAGGGCAGUAAGGACAUGGAUGCUAAAAAAGGCCCUGCUGCUAAUGCUGAAGUCAAGGUCCACAGAGCACGGAAGACAAUGCCUAAACCCACCCCCAGCCUGGAGUUGCUUCCUGAAUUGGGAUCGAAGCUGAAUCUGAAACAGCACGCAAGUAAAGACCCCAAAGAUGGGAGAGACAGCAGAGAUCAAAAAGAACCCAAGGAGAAGGAGUUUGAGAACAUGCUGGACUUUGUGAAGCCGUUGUCGUUGCCCUCUCUCCCGGGCCUUCACCAGUCACUACCUCAGAACCAGAGCUAUGUGGCCACCACGAAGUCGCAGACAGCUGCUGCAGUAUCUCGGAAGAAAAAGCGGAGAAUGGGAACCUAUAGCCUGGUUCCCAAGAAAAAGACCAAAGUGUUAAAACAGAGAACAAUGAUUGAGAUGUUUAAGAGCAUAACUCAUUCCUCUGCAGGUGCCAAGAGUGACAAAGACCUGGGUGAUGCCAGCCCUCAUGUGAACGGGGAAAGCAUAGAGGUGGACUCUGAAGAGGAGGACUCUGAUGAGUUGGAGGAGGAGGAUGAUCAUGGAGCAGAGCAGGCAGCCGUGUUCCCUGUGGAUGAGAACAGGACCUGUAAAGACAGUGCAUCCGAUGCAGACAACGCCAGAAAGAUCGAUGAUGGCGAGUCUGAGGAGGAACAAGAGUCUGUAGAGUCUGGGGAGGAGGAGGAGGAUGGAGACGAGUCUGACUUGAGCUCGGAGUCCAGUGUCAAGAAGAAGCUGCUGAAGAGGAAAGGGAAGACGGACAGUCCAUGGCUGAAACCCACCCGCAAGAGGAGACGGAGGAAUAAAAAGAAACAAGCCAGUGUUUUAGGUGCCGAAGCCUAUAAACCAUCGCUGGGCAGGGAGGGCCCGGGCCAGGAGAACAGCAUGGAGUACAUGGAGGUGUCCCUGGAUUCCCUGGACCUGCGGGUGAAGGGCAUCCUGUCCUCGCCGGCGGGGGGUCUUUCCAAUGGUCCUGAAGCAAUGGAAGUAGAUGGUCUCCAGGAAGUUCCCCUCUGUAGCUGUCGAAUGGAAACCCCCAAAAGCAGAGAGAUCACCACGUUAGCCAACAACCAGUGCAUGGCCACGGAGAGCGUGAACAACGAGCUGGGCCGAUGCACAAACAGUGUGGUUAAGUAUGAACUGAUGCGCCCGUCUAACAAAGUCCAGCUUUUGGUGCUGUGUGAGGACCAUAGAGGGAGGAUGGUGAAACACCAGUGUUGCCCUGGCUGUGGAUACUUUUGCACUGCAGGCACUUUCAUGGAGUGUCAGCCGGAGAGCAGCAUCUCCCACCGCUUCCACAAGAGCUGUGCCUCCCAGGUCAACGACACGAGCUACUGCCCACACUGUGGGGAAGAGGCCUCCAAGGCCAAGGAGGUGACAAUAGCAAAGGCUGACACGACCUCCACGGUGUCCCUGACCUACGAGCAGCAGAAACCGGCGGCUGUGGAGGGAAGGGCCGACACCACGACGGGGAGUGGCACUGGGACACGGUUGUCAGAGGAAGACAAGCCAGAAAGUUCAGCUGCUGAGGGGUUUGACAUGGCUGGGUCUUCAGUUUUUGCUAAGCCUACUACUAGCCUGACCCAGGGACCAGUUAAAGAAACUCUGGAAAGUGCCCUGAUUGCCCUGGACUCUGAAAAACCCAAGAAGUUACGGUUCCACCCGAAGCAGUUGUACUUCUCUGCCAGGCAAGGGGAGCUGCAAAAGGUCCUGCUGAUGUUGGUGGAUGGAAUUGACCCUAAUUUUAAAAUGGAGCAUCAGAGUAAGAGAACCCCUCUCCAUGCUGCUGCUGAGUCUGGCCAUGUGGACAUCUGCCAUAUGCUGAUUCAGGCUGGUGCCAACAUAGACACCUGCUCCGAGGACCAGAGGACCCCUCUGAUGGAAGCAGCAGAAAACAACCACCUGGAAACUGUGAAAUAUCUGAUCAAGGCUGGAGCACUAGUGGAUCCUAAGGAUGCAGAGGGCUCCACGUGUCUGCACUUGGCAGCCAAGAAGGGGCACUACGACGUCGUUCAGUACCUGCUCUCCAACGGGAAGAUGGAUGUCAACUGCCAGGAUGAUGGAGGCUGGACACCCAUGAUCUGGGCCACGGAGUACAAGCACAUCGAGCUGGUGAAGCUGCUGCUGGCGAAGGGCUCGGACAUCAACAUCCGUGACAACGAGGAAAACAUUUGUUUGCACUGGGCUGCUUUUUCUGGCUGUGUGGACAUAGCAGAGAUCCUGCUGGCAGCUAAGUGUGACCUACACGCCGUGAACAUCCACGGGGACUCGCCCCUGCACAUCGCAGCCCGAGAGAACCGCUACGAGUGCGUGGUUCUCUUUCUCUCCCGUGGCUCGGAUGUCACUUUAAAGAACAAGGAGGGUGAGACUCCGCUCCAGUGCUCCAGCCUUAACUCUCAGGUCUGGGUGGCCCUACAGAUGAACAAGACUCUCAAAGAAUCAUCCACUGAGAAGCCUGCCCAGAUAGAGAAGGUGGUGAGCAGGGACAUUGCCCGGGGUUACGAGCGCAUCCCGAUCCCCUGUGUCAAUUCCGUGGACAGCGAGCCCUGUCCCAGCAACUACAAAUACGUUUCCCAGAACUGUGUCACCUCCCCGAUGGACAUUGACAGGAACAUCACUCAUUUACAGUAUUGUGUCUGCAUAGACGACUGCUCCUCCAGUAACUGCAUGUGUGGCCAGCUCAGCAUGCGCUGCUGGUAUGACAAGGUGAGCACAGCCCCUCCUCCUGCCUCAAACUUGGGGCUGAGAGCUGAGCUUGGCCCAAUUCUGGGUUUAUAAUGGUGCCUUUAUAACACCUCCUUGCACAACUCAAGGCCAGGUUGGAUGGGAC
Messenger RNA from Manacus vitellinus (golden-collared manakin), 3589 nucleotides. Its product is annotated as histone-lysine N-methyltransferase EHMT1. Gene Ontology annotation, cellular component: nucleus. NCBI's taxonomy places the organism in Eukaryota, Metazoa, Chordata, Aves, Passeriformes, Pipridae. Gene Ontology annotation, molecular function: histone methyltransferase activity; protein-lysine N-methyltransferase activity; zinc ion binding. Bases 238 to 3537 code for a protein of 1099 amino acids. The record is from RefSeq and is a predicted model, not a curated record. The transcript is spliced from 23 exons.